AUGAUCGCGGUCACUCCCACUCCUUCACAACCGACGCCCGACGUCCCGUUCUUCACCCCUCGUCAAGAUCCGCCCACUGGGACUGCUCUUCCGGAGGAUGGCAAAAACAUUGCUGCGGCCUUCCGGCCACUGACGAUCCGCGGCACGACCUUCAUCAAUCGUAUUUUCGUAUCACCGAUGUGUCAAUACUCUUGCCGUGACGGCUUCUUGACGGAUUACCACGUUGCACACUAUGGUCAAUUCGCCAUCCGCGGUGCAGCACUCGUCACGAUCGAAAUGACAGCCGUCACCCCGUCCGGUCGCAAUACACCACAAGACAGUGGAUUGUACUCCGACGAACACAUCGCACCCCUCAAACGCGUGGCGGACGUGAUCAAGUCACAGGGUAAACAAGUAGCUAUCCAACUCGGUCAUGCAGGACGUAAAGCGAGUGUGCAACCACCCUGGAUCGGAUUGGACGUCGUAGCAGAUUCAGACGGUGGGUUCGCGGCUGAAGUCAAAGGUCCGACGGAGGAGGGUUGGAAUGGGAAUUAUGCGAAGCCGGGUGCGUUGAGUGUAGCGGAAAUCAAAGAAAUCGUGGAAGCGUACGGGAAGGCCGCGGCGAGGGCCGUGAAGGCUGGGGUGAGGAUUAUCGCUGUUCAUGGUGCACAUGGGUAUUUAAUCCACUCGUUCGCUAGUCCGGCGACGAAUACCCGGGGAGACGAGUAUGGCGGCACCUUUGAGAAUCGGGUGAUGUUUGGGUUGGAGAUCGUCAAGUCUAUCCGCGCCAAUAUCCCCAAAGACGCUUUGUUGUUUUGGCGGAUUAGUGCGGUUGACUGGUUAGAACCGGGGGAAGGGUGGGAGAUCGAGGAUACGGUACGGUAUGCGGCGAUGCUACGCGAUGCCGGGGUCGAUUUGUUGGAUGUCUCCUCAGGCGGUACGGAUCGGCGGCAGAAAGUCCAGUUGAGUCCGGGGUAUCAAAUACCCUUCGCCGAAGCCGUCAAACGCGCCGUACCGGGACUCUACGUUUCCACCGUCGGCUGGAUCCGAGAUGGGGUGAUGGUGAAUGAGAUCAUUGAGAAAGAGAAGGCGGAUGUGGUUAGUAUUGCACGGGAGUUCUUGCGUGAUCCCAAUUUUGUGUAUCGGGUGGCGAGGGAGGUGGGACAGAAGGUCAAGUGGUUGGAUCAGUAUCAUCGGGCGCCGUAUGGGGGGGCGAAUGUUGAGAGUACGACCGUGAUUUCAACGGAGGUGGAGGUUCAUAGGGAUGUGAUUCGGGAGCAUGAGAAGCAGGUUGGGAAUAAGUACGCGAACUAG
Molecule: messenger RNA, 1293 nt
Organism: Saitoella complicata NRRL Y-17804
Lineage: Eukaryota; Fungi; Ascomycota; Saitoellomycetes; Saitoellales; Saitoellaceae
Product: FMN-linked oxidoreductase
Exons: 2
Coding region: 1-1293 (430 amino acids)
Cellular component (GO): intracellular anatomical structure
Molecular function (GO): FMN binding; NADPH dehydrogenase activity; NADP binding
Source: RefSeq, a predicted model, not a curated record